AAUUUUCCAUAUUUGGUGAAAAUAAUCAAGUGGUGGAAGAAAUCUAUAAAGAAAUAUGGAGUAUAAAUCAUACGUCCAAGCGUAAAAUACAAUACAAUUAUUUGAUUUGCAUGAUUGAUACACUUAAAAAGUGGGUCUGAUGAAUGCUUAUCGUCUAAUAAAAAAAUGUUUAUCUCAAGUUCGUUUUAUCAAUAGCAGAGUAAGAACCUCCUCAAUUCGUAUCAAUUGCAUAUACAACGAACAUGUUUUUCUACGAGUUGAUUCUCAUAAUAAUUCUGGUGAAGAUAUGCUUCAAACUGACCAAUGGUAUAUGCAAAAGCAAUGCGAGUCUCAUCGGUAAAACUGCUUUAGUCACUGGCGGCAAUUCAGGCAUUGGAUAUCAUACGGCGCUGGGUUUAGCAGCGAGAGGAUGCAGAGUUAUAAUAGCUAGCAGAAGUUGCAGCGAGGAUGUUAAGAAUCAGAUAAUUCAACAUACAAACAAUCCGAAUGUGGUGAUCAAAAACUUUGAUUUGGGUUCGCUGGCGUCGAUCCGGCGCUUUGCUCAAGAAUUGAACGAGGAGGAAGAGAAGAUCGACAUCCUGAUUAACAAUUCGGGCUCAAGCGGUUUCGGCAACAAAUUCACCGAGGAUGGCCUUCAUCUUGGCAUGCAGAUCAACCACUUUGGGCCAUUCCUAUUGACGCAUCUACUAAUCGGUUUGCUGAAAAAGUCCGAGUCCGCCCGAGUCAUCUUCCACAGUUCCUACUUGAGUUUCUUCAACAAUCUGAGUCUUGAAAAUCUGAACAACCCGUACUGUUCCAAAGAUCAAAGUUUGACCAGCAGCAAGAGCGACGCCUUGACGUACUCCAACAGCAAAGCGUGCAACAUCAUCGUGGCCAAUGGAUUCGCGGAAAGACUCUCCAAGUUCGGAAUCGACGUGAACUCGCUUCAUCCCGGCAACGUUCACACUCAAAUCUUCUCACUCGCCUUCAAUCCUCAUCAUUCGAAGUCUUUCAUCAAGGCAUUCUACGCCACCCUCGGCUUUUUCUUUAAGACGCCGUUCGAAGGAGCCCAAACCACUUUGCGUCUCGCCAUCUCCAAUAAGCUUAAGGGCACCACCGGCAAACACUACUGGGAUUGCGUACAGUUCCCGUUCCUACCGGGCGUUGUCAAGGAUAAGCAGAUUUCUUCAAAAAUCUGGACGAAAAGUGAGGAAUUGGUGAAACUCACGCCCGAAGAGAAAAUCUAGAUUUUAUAAAAAAAAAUAUUAAUUGACUAAUUUCAAUAAAUUGUGGAAUAAUAAACAAUAAUAAUUGUAUCAUGGUAUAACGCAGGACUUGGAAAAAUUUUGGACUCAACAGUCAUUUUUAUCAAUAUAUCAAACAAAAAUAA
Molecule: messenger RNA, 1369 nt
Organism: Nicrophorus vespilloides
Lineage: Eukaryota; Metazoa; Arthropoda; Insecta; Coleoptera; Silphidae
Product: retinol dehydrogenase 14-like
Exons: 4
Coding region: 243-1226 (327 amino acids)
Source: RefSeq, a predicted model, not a curated record